Messenger RNA from Aspergillus alliaceus, 1872 nucleotides. RefSeq names its product GMC family oxidoreductase. Gene Ontology annotation, molecular function: flavin adenine dinucleotide binding; oxidoreductase activity, acting on CH-OH group of donors. The coding region runs from base 52 to 1872 and encodes 606 amino acids. The record is from RefSeq and is a predicted model, not a curated record. The transcript has a single exon. NCBI's taxonomy places the organism in Eukaryota, Fungi, Ascomycota, Eurotiomycetes, Eurotiales, Aspergillaceae.
CCGACUUCGAGGAUUACCUCUUGUCUCCUUUCAAGGCAAAGGACUUCCAUCAUGAAAGCUUUCAUCCCCCUUGCCCUUCUCAUCCCUGCCGUAGUAGCCUUGCCGAAGGCAUCGGUGAAGGAGGAUGAUAUUUAUUCACACCUUAUUACUGACCCGCGCGAGGUUGCUGAGACGACCGUUGACUAUAUCAUCGCUGGAGGAGGUCUGACCGGUUUGACGGUUGCGAACCAGCUUACUCAGAACCCAAAUAUUUCCGUCCUCGUCAUCGAAAGAGGAUUCUACGAGUCGGACCGCGGACCAAUCAUCGAGGACCUCAACGCAUACGGACAGGUCUUCGGUACAGAUGUGGAUCAUGCUUUCGAGUCAGUUCAAUUGGCCAUUCACAAUCGCACAGAGAUCACUAGGUCCGGCAAGGGCCUUGGGGGUUCUACUCUGGUAAAUGGCGGCUCUUGGACUCGUCCCCAUAAAGCCCAGCUGGACUCCUGGGAAACAGUCUUUGGAAACAAAGGCUGGAACUGGGACAACCUGAUAGUCUAUUCCCACCAGGCCGAAGCUGUCCGUUUGCCCAAUGAGGUGCAGCGUGCUGCGGGUCAUUACCUUGAUCCUGCAUGCCACGGGUUCAACGGCACUGUCCAUGCUGGGCCCCGCGACACUGGUGAGCAGUUUUCACCCAUCAUAAAAGCGUUGAUGGAUACAGUAAAGGAGAAGGGUAUCCCGGUACAAAAAGACCUGUCCUGCGGUGACCCACAUGGUGUAUCCAUGUUUCCGAACUCGCUUUCUGAAACCCAAGUUCGCUCUGAUGCCGCUCGCGAAUGGCUUCUUCCUAUUCAUAACCGACCAAACCUGAAGGUUCUCACAGGACAGUCCGUUGGAAAGGUACUGCUUAACCAGACCGCUGGUGGCGCGAAAGCUGUUGGUGUGGAAUUUGGCACGCAUGCAAAGGCCAACUUCAACGCUUACGCGAAGCGGGAAGUUUUGUUAGCUGCCGGGUCCGCGGUGUCUCCCACUAUUCUCGAAUAUUCGGGUAUCGGACUCAGGUCCGUUUUAGAUGGGGUUGGCAUUGAACAGGUUGUUGACCUGCCGGUCGGUCUAAACCUUCAGGAUCAAACCACGACAACAGUGCGAUCGAACGCUACCCCUGAUGGCGUGGGUCAGGGGCAGGCUGCGUUCUUUGCGACAUUCAACGAGACCUUCGGAGAUUUCGCGCCCAAAGCCCAUGAUCUACUCAACAACAAGCUUCAGCAAUGGGCAGAGGAGGUAGUUGCUCGUGGUGGAUUCCAUAACGUCACUGCGCUUAUGAUUCAAUUUGAGAACUACCGUGAUUGGCUUGUCAACCAUGAUGUUGCGUACUCGGAACUGUUCCUUGACACGUCUGGACAGAUUAAUUUUGAUCUUUGGGAUCUUAUCCCGUUUACCCGGGGCUCAGUUCAUAUUCUGGACAAGGAUCCGUACCUGCACCGAUUUGCCUACGACCCUCAAUUUUUCCUCAAUGAGCUUGACCUCUUAGGUCAGGCUGCUGCUUCCAAGUUGGCCCGUGAGCUCUCGAACUCGGGUGAAAUGAAGCAGUACUUCUCCGAAGAGGUACUCCCUGGAAGCACCCUAGCCUACAAUGCUGACUUGGAUCAAUGGGUAGAUUAUGUGAGAGAUCAUUUCCGGGCUAACUACCAUGGCGUCGGAACUUGUUCUAUGAUGCUGAAGGAGCUCGGGGGAGUUGUUGAUUCGGCGGCGCGCGUCUAUGGUGUUGAUGGACUUCGGGUGAUCGAUGGCUCGAUUGUACCCACUCAAGUGUCCUCCCAUGUAAUGACUGUUUUCUACGGAAUGGCGCUAAGGAUCUCCGAGGCUAUAUUGGAUGACUAUUAUGCGUCCUUGUAA